AGCGCGGGGAGAGGGUGUAUGCGAGCAGUCGAAUCAUAAAUUUCAAGGAGGAAGCGAGGACCGGCAGUCGCGGCGGUUCGAGGCGACAAGAACGAAAGAAAAGUUUGGGCGUAUGCGGCGUGGCUACCCUCUCUUCGUUUCACCUUCGCGGCCGUCCCGUUUCACCCUUCUCCGUGCUUCUCCUUCUCUCUUUUUCCACCCCCGUGAAAUCGACGUUGCGCGUUUAUCGAACGACUGCGCGCGCACCGAUAACAGGGAUGGGGCGUGCGAAGUGUUGGUUGGUCGCGGAGAAAGCGGCGGUGGACGAACGCAAACGUAGGGACCGAACGAGCGACGACGACCACGACGACGACGACGACGACGACGACGACGACGCCGAGGCGGACGAGGACACGGCGACGGCGACGUCGGCGAAGACGGGAGUAGCAGACACGAAUCGGAGCCCGCCGCGUGAGUCGCAACCGUUUCCGACUCUCUCUUUUGGCGAACCGCACAGCCCUCGCGUUGUCAACAACUCGACAUAGCCCCCGUGUGUGUCGCAAGCGUGCACAUCGACGACCACAUUCGUCCGUGGACCCAUGCCCGUCCCGCGGAGGGUGAACGUAGAGGUAUCCCCGCGACAUCGCGAAUGGUGCAUCGCUCGUUUACGAGAAUGAACAAAGAAAGACGAAUUUCUAUGCGCCGAGAGUGACACCGCGGGAACGACCAUCACGGUUUGUUUUUGUUUAUCGAUUGCAUCGGCCGACACAGUGCCGACCGCGGAGAGAUCGAGAAAUCAACGAAGUGAUCGGAACGGUACGCGCCGAAGUGCAUCGAAUGUGCUGGUGCAGCCCCAACGGUUGUUUCGGAGGGAUCGCGAGAAGAGGGUGGAUUCGCUAAGAAAAGAGUGCACCGUAGCCUCUCGAAACCUACGAGGGAGGACAUAUCCGAUGAGGUAGCCCGAACGGUCGGUUCUGUAUUUUCAUUCACCUGGUUCGUCCUCCCUCCGAGAGGCGGAGGACGGCGAGACAUCGAUCGCUCGCCAUUUUGCACAACGACCGACAUCUUCUCCACGCAUCGACGACAUUUUCCCCCGCCAGUGGCACCUCGCGGAAGAAACACCUCGCGACUCGACUCGGAGAAGCGUCUCUCGAUCUAGAGAAGUGUGCGCGUCUGGACCGUGUAUAGUUUGGUGAAGGUGUUCUUGUCUAUCGAUUCGCGACUAAGCUCAGCCGUAUUACGCGCGAGAGUCUCCCGUCGAGGAGAAGGUGCUCGGUAGUGGUUGAAGUCACCGAAGCAAAGGUAGAAAGGAAAGCAGAAUCAGCCCAUAAGGUCCGAAGAAGAAAGGAAAGGAGGAGGCGACAGGGUCGUUUAGGUCGAAGGUAGAAAUCAGCAGGCUGGGAGGUCGGCUGAGUGAGGUGGUGGGUCCCGUCGUGGAGGUGCCCAUCGAACCAGGGGGUGCGAUCCCGAGGGGACCCCCGAGAGACUCCUCGGUUCCUGGAGCACUCCCGCCACCCCCGCAGCCCAUUACCACCCCGAGUCCACCGAGACCUCCGCCCACUACGUCUCAGCAAACACAGAAUCCGGGUCGUCGGACCCACGAGACGAACUCGGACACCUCGAACCCAGGUCACCAACAAACCCAAAACCCGAGUCAUCGUCAAAAUCCCGGACAUCAGGCGCAGAAUCCUGGACAUCAGACUCAAAACCCCGGCCAACAAAACCAGAAUUCGAGCAAUCAGUCGCUAAAUCCUGGCCAACAGGCCCAGAAUCCUGCUCCACCGGCUCAAAACGCGAAUCGACAGUCCCAAAAUCCCACGCACCAGGGAACGAAGACGCAGCAACCGUCGUUGCAACAGCAACACUCGGUGCAAAAGCCACCACCUCAACAACAACAACAACAACAACAACAACAACAACAACAACAACAACAACAACAACAACAACAAGAGCACCGAACCAGCACCAUGGGUACCGUGCUCUCGUUCAGUCCGCGGGAGAGACGGAGUUCCGUCUACCCGCCGCCGGGACACCAGCAUCCCGCUGAUUUUACGCUCAACAAUUUCAAUUACGAGCAGCUGAACAACGCGAAGAAUCGCGAGAAGAAGAGCGGAGUGGCUACAGUGGCGCCGGCGCCGCCCACGAGUCACCCGCCCACGAACAAUAAUUCGUUGCAGAACAACAAUAUCAAUCUAAACAACAACGGCAACACCAGGCUCAUCUCGGAAAAGAACGGUUUCGACACUACCCUGAAGAAGCCCUCGUUGUUUAUAAACGCCCUGUCGUGGAGGCGGUUCAGCACCUCGAACAACAAUAAGAAGAAGUUCGACAACAAGAACAAGAACACCGCCUUCAGACAGCCGCUCGAUAAUAUACCGAUCGUCGACCAGAACAAGAACGUACAUACACCGCAGAUAAAACGAUCAGCGUCGAACAAUAAUCACACGACGUACAACCCGACAUGCGAGAAACUAGUUCAGAAGCCCUUACCCCCCGGGCCAAGGAAAACUGUGAUCCAAGCCUCGACCUCGGAAUUGCUCAAGUGCCUCGGCGUCUUCCUUCACAGGAAAUGCACCCGUUUAAGAGACUUCCAAGCCGGCGACGCUGUCAUGUGGCUGAGGACCGUGGACAGAAGCCUGCUGCUUCAAGGCUGGCAGGAUGUCGCCUUCAUCAAUCCCGCCAACGUUGUGUUCGUUUAUAUGCUGGUGAGAGAGCUGGUGGACGGAGACGAGGCCUCCGAGAGGGAACUUCAGGCGACGGUGUUGACGUGCCUCUACUUGAGCUACAGUUACAUGGGUAACGAAAUCAGCUACCCCCUGAAACCGUUCCUCAUUGAGGACAGCAAAGACAAGUUCUGGGAUAGGUGCUUGCUGAUCGUCAAUCGACUGAGCUCCGAGAUGCUGAGAAUCAACAGCGAGCCAGGAUUUUUCACGGAGAUCUUCACCGAGCUGAAGGCCUGCGGAGCUGGGGAUCGAGGUAGUCUGCCUGGUACCGGCCUCGAGAGGAGCCUCGUCGUCUCCGGAGUCGCGGUACCCACCAAGGCGGCUUGACGGAGCUACACACACCUGCUGGUGCGCAUCGCCAGGCACGGCUGCGACGUCACGACACUCUGACGACGGCCGUCGCGACGACGAGGGGCUGCCCUCGCAGCUUGACCUCUCUGCAUCGACCUCAACCUCGACGUUG
Messenger RNA from Hylaeus volcanicus, 3165 nucleotides. RefSeq names its product cyclin-dependent kinase 5 activator 1 (gene Cdk5alpha). Bases 1947 to 3029 code for a protein of 360 amino acids. The transcript is spliced from 4 exons. The record is from RefSeq and is a predicted model, not a curated record. Gene Ontology annotation, cellular component: cytoplasm; protein kinase 5 complex. Lineage: Eukaryota; Metazoa; Arthropoda; Insecta; Hymenoptera; Colletidae. Gene Ontology annotation, biological process: activation of protein kinase activity; positive regulation of cyclin-dependent protein serine/threonine kinase activity. Gene Ontology annotation, molecular function: cyclin-dependent protein serine/threonine kinase activator activity; protein kinase binding.